GAGGAGCACGCGGAGAAAGGUCAAGGAGUGGACAAUUCGUCAGAAGCGAGACACUCGUUCAUCAGCGCGCACCCCCAUCCACCCAACCCCCAAACACCGUUUCAAGCGCGCAUCGUUUCCUGCUUGCUCCUCCUCCACGCGCGUUGCGCCUCUGCGCGUGGCGUUCGGUGACCGAGAGGCGAGCGGUGCGAGACGAAGAGCGUUUGAGUGCGUACAUCCAGCGACGGGGUUUUGUUGUUUUUAGGGGGGCACGGGGAGCAGAGAGGGGGGGGGGGCGUGCGAGUGGAGCGUGGAGCGGGGUUGGAGUUUGGAAGAGAGCGCGCGGGAGGUGGAGGAGGAGGGUGGUGCGGGUGGAGACUUUGGCAGCAGCAGCAGCAGUCGCCGGAGUAAGGAUCAUCCCUGCACGGAGUCAUGGGGGAUAUCUCGAGCUUUCUGCACAUCGGAGACUACGUGUCUCUGUACGCCGAGGGCUCGGUCAGCGGCUUCGUGUGCACGCUCGGGUUGGUGGACGAUCGAUGCGUCGUCCAGCCAGACGCCGGCGACCUGAACAAUCCUCCCAAGAAGUUCAGAGAUUGCCUCUUCAAGAUGUGCCCCAUGAACCGCUACUCGGCGCAGAAGCAGUUCUGGAAGGCGGCCAAACCUGGGGUCAACAACGCGCCGGACGCCGUCCUCCUCAAGAAGUUGCAUCACGCCGCCGAGCUGGAGAAAAAGCAAAACGAGACGGAGAACCGGAAGCUGCUGGGGACCGUCAUCCAGUACGGCAACGUCGUGCAGCUGCUGCACAUCAAGAGCAACAAGUACCUGACGGUGAACAAGCGGCUGCCGGCGCUGCUGGAGAAGAACGCCAUGCGCGUGACGCUGGACGGCGCGGGCAACGAGGGCUCGUGGUUCUACGUGCAGCCCUUCUACAAGCUGCGCUCGCCAGGAGAUAGCGUGGUGCUGGGCGACAAGGUGGUGCUGAACCCGGUGAACGCCGGGCAGCCGCUGCACGCCAGCAACUACGAGCUGGUGGACAACCUGGGCUGCAAGGAGGUGAACUCGGUGAACUGCAACACGAGCUGGAAGAUCACGCUGUUCAUGAAGUACUGCGAGAACAAGGACGACAUCCUCAAGGGGGGAGACGUGGUCCGCCUGUUCCACGCGGAGCAGGAGAAGUUCCUGACGUGCGACGAGUACCGCAAGAAGCAGCACGUGUUCUUGCGCACCACCGGGCGUCAGUCGGCGUCAUCCGCCACCAGCUCCAAAGCACUCUGGGAGGUGGAGGUGGUUCAUCACGACCCCUGCAGGGGCGGCGCCGGGCACUGGAACAGCCUCUUCCGCUUCAAGCACCUGGCGACGGGCAACUACCUGGCGGCGGAGGUGAAUCCUGAUUACCGGGAUGAGGCUGAGGAAUCUACCCUCAAAUCUCCUGGCGACGGUGCCGAGUCCUCCGAGUCGGCGUCCCCCGCGCCGCCGCCUCUCCGCAGCCGCCUGCGAGGCGGGGGGCCGGAGCGCGUCAUGUACGCGCUCGUGUGCGUCCCCCACGGCAACGACAUCGCCUCCAUCUUCGAGCUCGACCCCACGACGCUGCAGCGCGGAGACUCGCUCGUGCCCAGGAACUCGUAUGUCAGACUAAGGCACCUGUGCACCAACACGUGGGUCCACAGCACGUCGUCCCUGAUCGACCACGAGGAGGAGAAGCCGGUGAUGAUGAAGAUCGGCACCAGCUCCACCAAGGAGGACAAGGAGGCGUUCGCCGUGGUGCCCGUGUCGCCGGCCGAGGUGCGCGACCUCGACUUCGCCAACGACGCCAGCAAGGUGCUGGGCACCAUCGCCGACAAGCUGGAGAAGUCGACCAUCACGCAGAACGAGCGCAGGUUCGUGAGCAAGCUGCUCGAGGACCUGGUCUUCUUCGUGGCCGACGUGGCCAACUCGGGGCAGGACGUGCUCGAGGUGACCGUGAACAAGCCCAACCGCGAGCGGCAGAAGCUGAUGCGCGAGCAGAACAUCCUGAAGCAGAUCUUCAAGCUGCUGCAGGCGCCGUUUGUGGACGGUGGCGACGGGCCGAUGCUGCGCAUGGAGGAGCUCUCGGACCAGCGUCACGCGCCGUUCCGCCACAUCUGCUGCCUGUGCUACCGCGUGCUGCGCCACUCGCAGCAGGACUACCGCAAGAACCAGGAGUACAUCGCCAAGCAGUUCGGCUUCAUGCAGAAGCAGAUCGGCUACGACGUGUUGGCGGAGGACACCAUCACCGCGCUGCUGCACAACAACCGCAAGCUGCUGGAGAAGCACAUCACGGCCGCCGAGAUCGAGACGUUCGUGUCGCUCGUGCGCAAGAACCGUGAGCCGCGGUUCCUGGACUACCUGUCUGACCUGUGCGUCUCGAACAACACUGCCAUCCCCGUCACCCAGGAGCUCAUCUGCAAGUCGGUGCUGAACCCCAACAACGGAGACAUCCUCAUCGAGACGAAGCUGAUGCUCUCUCAAGUGGAGGUGGAGAUGGAGGAGGAGGAGGGGGGCACGGGCGCCCCCCGCGUGGAGAUGCGCGAGGAGGAGGAGGUGUGGCUCUUCUGGAGCGACGGCGACAAGGGCCAGCGCAGCAAGAGCGUGCGCGACCUGGCGCAGGACGCUCGCGACGGCCAGGCUGAGGACGCCUCCAUCCUCUCGUACUAUCGGUACCAGCUGAACCUCUUCUCGCAGAUGUGCCUCGACCGCCAGUACCUGGCCAUCAACAGCAUCUCGGGCCAGCUGGACGUGGAGCUGCUGCAGCGCUGCAUGGCCGACGAGCAGCUGCCCUUUGACCUGCGAGCUUCGUUCUGCUGCCUCAUGCUGCACAUGCACGUGGACCGCGACCCGCAGGAACCCGUGACGCCCGUGCGCUACGCGCGCCUCUGGUCCGAGAUCCCGUCGCAGAUCACCAUCGACGACUACGACGCGUGCAGCGGGUCGGCGCGCGAGGACGCCAAGCCGCGCUUCGCCCAGACCAUGGUGUUCGCCGAAGAGUACCUACGCGACGUCGUGAGCCAGCCCUUCCCCUUCGCCGACCGCGAGAAGAACAAGCUCACCUUCCAGGUGGUGAACCUAGCCCGGCACCUGGUGUACUUCGGCUUCUACAGCUUCAGCGACCUGCUGCGCCUGACGCGCACGCUGCUCGCCAUCCUCGACUGCGUGCAGAGCUCCCCGAAGCCGCCCGCGGGCCUCCUGCCCGGCAAGACGCAGGCCACCCACCGAGGAAGCCACGUGAUGCGCUCCAUCCACGGCGUGGGCGAGCUCAUGACCCAGGUGGUGCUGAGGGGGGGCGGCUUCCUGCCGGCUCCCCGGACCCCUCCCGCCGGGGGCUGCACAGCCUCCAAGCCGGCCGACGAGCAGGAGCGGGACCUGGUCGUCAUGGACACCAAGCGAAAGAUCAUCGAGAUCCUGCAGUUCAUCCUGAACGUGCGCCUCGACUACCGCAUCUCCUGCCUCCUCUCCAUCUUCAAGCGGGAGUUCGACGAGAGCCACGUGUCGGCGGGGUCCACCUCGGGGAGCCCCUCGGGGAGCUCCUCGGGUGACGUCACCCCCGACGGCGUGGGGGCGACCCCCACCACCCCGUCGGCGGGGAACGGGAGCCUGGAGCUGGAACGGAUUUACGAGCACGCGGAGGCCAUCUUCGAGGGAAACACGGAGAGCGCCGUCCUGGACCUGGACGGGCACGGGGGCCGCACGUUCCUGCGGGUGCUGCUCAACCUCACCAUGCACGACUACCCUCCGCUCGUCUCGGGCGCGUUGCAGCUCCUCUUCAAGCACUUCAGCCAGCGCCAGGAGGUUCUGCAGGCCUUCAAGCAGGUGCAGCUGCUGGUCACCAGCCAGGACGUGGAGAGCUACAAGCAGAUCCGCGCCGACCUCGACCAGCUGCGUCUGCUGGUGGAGAAGUCGGAGCUCUGGGUCUACAAGAGCCGACACUUCCCGCACGCCGGCACGCCCGACGGCGCCGCGUCGGCGGCACGCGCCGACGGCGCACCGGACCUCGCCGGCACCGGGAAGAAGAGGCCAAAGUCCGAGUCGGACCCCCCCACAAGCGUCGUCAUGGACGUGCAGUUUGGGCCAGCGAUGGACUCCAUGAGCAUCAGGAACUACAUCACCAUCCAAGAGAUCCUGGUGCGGCUAAGCCGACUCUGCGUGCAGGAGGGAGCGUUUGGGCGCCGCACGCGCAAGCAGCAGCAGCGCCUGCUGAGGAACAUGGGGGCCCACGUGGUCGUGCUGGAGCUGCUGCAGAUCCCCUACGAGAAGAACGAGGACACGCGAAUGCAGGCCAUCAUGCAGCUCGCCCACGAGUUCCUGCAGAACUUCUGCGCGGGCAACCAGCAGAACCAGGCGCUCCUCUUCAUGCACAUCCACCUCUUCCUCACGCCUGGGCUGCUGGAGGCCCUGACGAUGCAGCACAUCUUCAUGAACAACGCGCAGCUGUGCAGCGAAGUGACGGAGCGCGUGGUGCAGCACUUUGUGCACUGCAUCGAGACGCACGGCCGCCACGUGCAGUAUCUGCGCUUCCUGCAGACCAUCGUGCGCUCCGAGGGCAAGUACAGCAAGAAGUGCCAGGACAUGGUGAUGGCCGAGCUGCUGAACGGCGGCGAGGAGGUGCUCGUGUUCUACACGGACCGCGCCUCCUUCCAGGCGCUCGUGUCCAUGAUGCGCUCGGAGCGCGAGCGCUCGGACGGCGACGGAGCCCUCGCGUACCACGUGACCCUCGUCGAGCUGCUCGCCGCCUGCACUGAGGGCAAGAACGUCUACACGGAGAUCAAGUGCAACUCGCUGCUCCCGCUCGAGGACAUCGCCCGCGUCGUCACGCACGACGAUUGCAUCCCCGAGGUGAAGAUUUCCUACAUCAACUUCCUGAACCACUGCUAUGUGGACACGGAGGUGGAGAUGAAGGAGAUCUACACGAGCAACCACAUGUGGAAGAUGUUCGAGAGCUUCCUGGUGGACAUCAGCCGGGUCUGCAACACGACGACGGACCGCAAGCACGCGGACACGGUGCUGGAGAAGUACGUCACGGAGACGGUGACCAACGUCAUCACCACCUUCUUCAGCUCGCCCUUCUCCGACCAGAGCACCAACCUCCAGGCUCGCCAGCCGAUCUUCGUGCAGCUGCUGCAGGGCGCCUUCCGCGUUUACCACUGCCCCUGGCCUUCGCUCGCUCAGAAGGCGUCCGUGGAGACCUGCAUCAAGACGCUGUCGGACGUCGCGAAGAGCCGAUCCAUUGCGAUCCCCGUGGACCUGGACAGCCAGGUGAACUCGCUGUUCCUCAAGCCGCACUCGCACCUCAUCCAGAAGACGGCGCUCAACUGGAGGAUGAGCGCCCGCAACCUCGCGCGGAGAGAGUCCAUGUCGGGCCUCUCGCUCGACUACCGACACAUCAUCGAGAGGCUGCAGGACAUCGUGGCGACGCUGGAAGAGCAGCUGAGGCCGCUGGUGCAGGCGGAGUUGUCCGUCCUGGUGGACGUCCUCCACCGGCCGGAAAUGCUCUUCCCGGAAGGAACGGACGUCCGGCAGAAAUGUGAGAGCGGCGGAUUUAUCAGCAGGCUGAUUCGUCACACCAAGCAGCUGCUGGAGGAGAACGAGGAGAAGCUGUGCAUCAAGGUGCUCCAGACUCUGCGGGAGAUGCUGGCCAAGGACCGGGUCUACGGUGAAAAGGGAGAGGCGCUGAGACAGACGCUGCUCAACCGCUACUACGGCAGCGCCAGCGGCGCGGGGGGCGGCCUCGCUCGCCGCGCCAGCAUGGCCUACUACGUGAACGGGCCGCUCUCCGCCGCCGCCGCCGUCGCCGCCGCGAGCCGCCCCACCCCGCCGCACGUGACAGGCCUAGGCGCGGUGGCAGCGCUGCAGGAGCAUCACCUGCAGCAGCAGCAGCAGCACCGGCGCGCCGACAUGACGCUAGUGGAGGUGCAGUGCCACCUGGAGAGGGAGGGGGCGGCCGACCUGGUCAUCGACCUCAUCAUGGGCGCCGCCAGCGACCGGGUCUUCCACGAAACCAUCCUCCUCGGCAUCGCGUUGCUCGAGGGCGGCAACACCACCAUACAGCACUCGUUCUUCCGCCGCUUGACGGAGGACCGCCGCUCCGAGUGCUUCUUCCGCGUCUUUCACGAGCGCAUGAAGGCCGCCCAGCAGGAGAUCAAGGCCACGGUGACCGUGAGCGCCAGCGAGCUUGGGGGCCGGCGCCGUGACGACGAGAGCCCACCGGAGAGAGAGCCGCUCAUCCGCCGCCGACGUAUGAGGAGUUCGGUCGCGGGCAUAAGCGAGGAGAUGCGCGAUCAGCUGGCCGAAGCCACCGUCGCCACCCAAAAGGCCUUCAGCCACUACCGGCGGGGUCGCGACCUCGACCCGGACGACGCGGCCGCCGCGGCGGGCAGCAUCGCCGGCGCCGGAGUCGUCAGCGGAGUCGGCGGGGGCCCCAUCGUGGGUGGCGGGGGGGGGCUCGGCGGAGGGGGGGCGGGGGCCCUUGGCGCGACGCGCGACGACGGGGAGAUGAGUCCCGUUGUGGUCAUCAUGGAGCCAAUCUUGCGCUUCUUGCAGCUCAUGUGCGAGAACCACAACAGGGACCUGCAGAACUUCUUGCGCUGCCAGAGCAACAAGACCAACUACAACCUGGUGUGCGAGACGCUGCAGUUCCUCGACUGCAUCUGCGGCAGCACCACGGGCGGCCUGGGCCUGCUGGGCCUCUACAUCAACGAGCGCAACGUGGGGCUCAUCAACCAGACGCUGGAGAGCCUCACCGAGUACUGCCAGGGGCCCUGCCACGAGAACCAGAACUGCAUCGCCACCCACGAAUCGAACGGCAUCGACAUCAUCAUCGCCCUCAUCCUCAACGACAUCAACCCCCUGGGGAAGCAGUGCAUGGGGCUUGUGUUGGAGCUCAAGAACAACGCCUCCAAGCUGCUGCUGGCGAUCAUGGAGAGCCGUCACGACAGCGAGAACGCCGAGAGAAUCCUCUACAACAUGCGUCCCAAGGAGCUGGUGGACGUGAUUAAGAGGGCCUACCAGCAGGGCGAGGAGAGCGGCGGUGGCGCCAGCGACGGCGACAGCGGCGUUGGCGCUGAGGAUGCCGACGACGGCUCUGACCACAUGGGGGCCUCGCCGCGUGACGUGGGACACAACAUCUACAUCCUGGCGCAUCAGCUCGCCCGGCACAACAAGGAGCUGCACCAGAUGCUGAAGCCCGGCGUAGGAGGCCCCGCGGACGAUGGGGACGAGGCCUUGGAGUAUUACGCACGGCACACGGCGCAGAUCGAGGUGGUGCGCCAGGACCGCACGAUGGAGCAGAUCGUGUUUCCCGUGCCCAGCGUGUGCGAGUACCUGACGUGCGAGUCGCAGCUGCGCGUCUACUACACGGCCGAGCGCGACGACCAGGGCAGCAAGAUCAACGACUUCUUCCUGCGCUCCGAGGACCUCUUCCGCGAGAUGAACUGGCAGAAGAAGCUCCGUGGUCAGCGCGUGCUCUUCUGGUGCUCGCGCAACAUCACGCUGUGGAGCAGCAUCUCCUUCAACCUCGCCGUGCUCAUCAACCUGCUCGUCGCAUUCUUCUACCCCUUCGAGAGCAGCUGCGGCGGCCCCCUGGAGCCGCACUUGUCGGGACUGCUGUGGACGGCGACGCUGGGCUCGCUGGCCAUCGUGCUGGCGCUGCCGCGCCCCCACGGCAUCCGCGCGCUCAUCGGCUCCGCGAUCCUCCGCCUCAUCUACUCGCUCGGCCUGGAGCCCACGCUGCUGCUGCUGGGCACCGCAAACGUAUGCAACAAGGUGGUGUUCCUGGUGAGCUUCGUGGGGAACCGAGGCACGUUUGCCCGCGGCUACCGAGCGAUGAUCUUCGACGUGGAGUUCCUCUACCACCUCUUCUACCUGACGGUGUGCGCUUCGGGCCUCCUCCUCCACGAGUUCUUCUACAGCCUGCUGCUGUUCGACCUGGUGUACCGCGAGGAGACGCUGCUCAACGUGAUCAAGAGCGUGACGCGCAACGGCCGCUCCAUCGUGCUCACCGCCGUGCUCGCGCUCAUCCUCGUCUACCUCUUCUCCAUCGUCGGCUUCCUCUUCUUCCGCGACGACUUCAUCCUCUCGGUCGACCGCUCCGGAGCGCCGCACGGCGCCGCCGACAGAGGCCCCGAUGAGCCCCGCUACUGCAGCUCCGACAGCGUCAACUGCAGCGGCCCCACUGUGCAGCACUACUCCAGCCGGCCGGCGUCCGCACGCGACGUGUCGUCAGGCCGCGUCGAGACGGACUCGUCGGAGCGAUCGUGCGACACGCUCAUCAUGUGCAUCGUCACCGUCCUCAACCAGGGCCUCCGCAACGGCGGCGGCGUCGGUGACGUCCUGCGCCAGCCCUCCAAGGACGAGCCGCUGUUUUCCGCGCGCGUCAUCUACGACCUCCUCUUCUUCUUCGUCGUCAUCAUCAUCGUCCUGAACCUCAUCUUCGGUGUCAUCAUCGACACAUUCGCCGACCUCCGCAGCGAGAAGCAGAAGAAGGAGGAGAUUCUCAAGACGUCAUGCUUCAUCUGCGGCCUGGAACGAGACAAGUUCGACAACAAGACGGUGUCGUUCGAGGAGCACAUCAAGGACGAGCACAACAUGUGGCACUACCUCUUCUUCAUCGUCCUCGUCAAAGUGAAGGACCCCACGGAGUACACGGGGCCCGAGAGCUACGUGGCGCAGAUGAUCAAGGAGCACAACCUGGACUGGUUUCCGCGGAUGCGCGCGAUGUCGCUGGUGAGCGCCGACGGCGAGGGGGAGCAGAACGAGCUGCGCGGCCUGCAGGAGCGGCUUGACGCGACGGCGCGACUCGUCACGGCGCUCUCCUCCCAGCUGUCAGAGCUCAAGGAGCAGAUGACGGAGCAGCGCAAGCACAAGCAGCGGAUUGGGCUCCUGCACAACCCCCCACACCUCAACGUCCCGGCAGCACCACAGCAGCCCGCGGCUUGAGCACUCGCGCGCACACGCACACACGCACGUGGUACGCACACACACACACACGCACACACUACAAAGACGAAGAUCCCCACUCGCCCGUCCAUUAUAGCCUUCAGCACACCGUCGGGACAAGUGCAGUUCGCCGAGCAAGCCAGGGAGGAACGACGCGCGGUACACGAUGGGAUGGGCGGAACAGCAUCACGCCCGGCCGUCUUUGUCUCACCCAGUGGCAACACUGACGCACUACGGCACGAGCAACAGGAUUCGUCGACGAGAGAUUGUGGGAGAGGCGACCUCCACGGGGGUCGUGGUGUUGGUGGUGGUUCGACGCUUCACGUGGCUUCAAAGUGCACCGAGCAUGGCACAAGCAGCGUGGUGACGUCGCCGCCACUUUAUCGUUGGUAUUGGUGGUGGCGGUUGUGGCAGUGGCAGGUCGCGGGACGCCGUUUGCCAAGAAUGGACGCGGCACGUGUUGCGGCACCUCCAAACGCACUCGCGAGGCCACGACUUCCACGGCGGGGAGGCAUCGAAUCCGACCGCUGAAAGUGUCCGCAGUGGUGCGUGGCGAGAGCACGAGAGAGGAAAUGCGCUGAGCAACUUGGGGAACAACUUGGGGAACAACUCGGGGAACAACUUGGGGAACAACUUGGGGAACAACGCAGGGAACAACUUGGGGAACAACGCAGGGAACAACUUGGGGAACAACUUGGGGUACAACUUGGGGAACAACGCAGGGAACAACUCGGGGUACAACGGUCGGCACAAAGCGGGGAACCCGCGCUUGUCAAGGAUGAAUUAUUAUUUUUUUCAAUCCUAAACAAUUUUUCCAUCCGUUUCACGGAGCGGAAUUAUUUUGCAUGAGGUUUCUUUGCGUGGUCGUGCUGCGUCCUGAUUGCGAUUAUUGUCGUCAUUAUUGUUGUUGUUGCUAUUAAUAUUGUUGUCGUCGUUGUUAACAAAACUUGGGCGCGUAAUUUAACCCUUGCUGCUGCUGCUGCGGAAGAGGAGGAUAAGGAGGAAGAGUUCGGCUUUUUCUCUCUGUCUUGCGCAUAACCGCCUCCUGUGUGUGGGGGGGGGGGGGGGU
This is a messenger RNA of Lethenteron reissneri (Far Eastern brook lamprey), 9994 nucleotides long. Its product is annotated as inositol 1,4,5-trisphosphate receptor type 1-like. Gene Ontology annotation, molecular function: inositol 1,4,5-trisphosphate-gated calcium channel activity; inositol 1,4,5 trisphosphate binding. Lineage: Eukaryota; Metazoa; Chordata; Hyperoartia; Petromyzontiformes; Petromyzontidae. Gene Ontology annotation, biological process: calcium ion transmembrane transport. Gene Ontology annotation, cellular component: membrane; endoplasmic reticulum. The record is from RefSeq and is a predicted model, not a curated record.